UAGUCCUCUAUAUUUUUUUACUGUCUCUCUAUCUUCUUCCUUUUUGCACUGUGUAACUGUGUUAUUAUUAGGGUUUUAAACUUAAAGGGUUUUUCUCUCUCUGCUCUUUUUCUCUCUAAGAAAAUCAGAGAAGAAGAUGGAUAGAUACACAAGGGUUGAAAAGCCAAAACCUGAAUCUCCGAUAAAUGAAAACGAGAUCCGAAUCACUUCUGGUGGACCUGUUAGAAACUAUAUUAGCUAUGCUACUUCACUUCUUCAGGAAAAACAUGCAAAAGAGAUAGUCUUGAAAGCAAUGGGACAGGCAAUCAGUAAGACAGUAUCCAUUGCAGAGGGUAUAAAGAGGAAAAAUCCUCGUUUAUAUCAAGAUACUGUCAUCAGUUCAGUAAGCAUAACUGAUGUUUGGGAACCCAUUGAAGAGGGCCUGUUACCUGUGGAACAGACUCGUCAAGUUUCAAUGAUCACAAUCACCUUAUCCUUUAGAGAGCUAAAUAUAAAUUCUCCUGGGUACCAAGCUCCACAGUCUGUGGAACAACCAAAGGAGCAGUAUCAGCCGCAGCCCAGACAAUCACGUGGUCCAUACAAUGCUGGUCGUGAUGAUUCAUAUGGGCGGGGACUUGGUCGUGGUAGAGGCAGAGGGCGGGGCUUUGGUCGAGGAAGAUAUGGGUACGGCAACUAUCAGGGAAACUAUCAAGGAAAUUAUCAAGAUAAUGCCGGUUAUUCAAAUUGGGGGCGUGGUGGUGGGCGAGGCAGAAGUUGGGGUUAUCGUGGUACUGGGUAUGAGAGGGGCAGAGGCGGAGGGGGCAGAGGCUAUGGUCGUGGCCGUGGAAGGAUGGGUGGCCGUGGAGGAAGAGGAGGAGGUGGUGGUGGUGGUGGUGGUGGUGUUGGUGGCAAUCAGGUUUAACAGGGAAUGAGUUCUCUUUUUGCUUUAGCUGAAUGCUUGCCUUGGCCAGUGGGCUAAAUUCUAUCUUGAAACUGUUUUUUAGUAGCAAGAAAUGUGGGUUAUCAAGCAGAGGUUGAUUUGUAUUUAGUUAUCUGCAUCAUGUGGACAUGGGCAAGGCAAGGUUGUUUUUCACUCAUUUUUGCAUUUAGCCGAUAGCAAGAGGAGGCUUGUGAUUGCUGUAAUUUAUUUUACCCUUUGUGGUUGCAGUUAUCUUGUUCAUAUUUUGUUA
Messenger RNA from Ricinus communis (castor bean), 1169 nucleotides. Its product is annotated as H/ACA ribonucleoprotein complex subunit GAR1. Gene Ontology annotation, molecular function: RNA binding. The record is from RefSeq and is a predicted model, not a curated record. Bases 137 to 901 code for a protein of 254 amino acids. The transcript has 8 exons. NCBI's taxonomy places the organism in Eukaryota, Viridiplantae, Streptophyta, Magnoliopsida, Malpighiales, Euphorbiaceae.